Molecule: messenger RNA, 535 nt
Organism: Hippocampus comes (tiger tail seahorse)
Lineage: Eukaryota; Metazoa; Chordata; Actinopteri; Syngnathiformes; Syngnathidae
Gene: hopx
Product: HOP homeobox
Exons: 2
Coding region: 122-331 (69 amino acids)
Biological process (GO): regulation of transcription by RNA polymerase II; cell differentiation
Cellular component (GO): nucleus
Molecular function (GO): DNA binding
Source: RefSeq, a predicted model, not a curated record
GGAGCCAUCACACGCCAACGGCGAGUCGUCCAAGAACACACAACAGAGCCUCCGCAUUGUACAGCCCGCCCGCAGCUAACCCCCCCUGCCUCCCUCCUCCAGUCCGCGCUAAACCGACGACAUGGAGUGCAUGAAGUUGUCCGAGUACCAGACCAAAGUUUUGGAGGAGAAUUUUAAACCUGGCAAGGUUCCCGACGCGACGACGCUCACGCUGGUGGCCGCCGAGUGUGGACUUUCGGAGGAGGAGACGCAGAAAUGGUUCAAGCAGCGCACGUCUCAGUGGCGCCAGGCCGAGGGUCUUCCGGCUGAACUGGGCUCUGUGUUGGAUUGAGAGCCACCCACAACCCAUCAUUCCACCCCCCCCCCCAACUCCUAUUUGGACCUUUCUCCUGGAACUUCCUCUUCCUCCUGACUCUUUUCAUUUGAUCUAUGAAGCUGUUUGAAUUUAUGGAUUGUGAAGGUUCUUGUGUGCUGUUGACUAUAUAACCAAUGUGUUUACAUGAAAUUAUUGUGAAUAAAUUAAGCGUUAACAUGG